Molecule: messenger RNA, 678 nt
Organism: Leptinotarsa decemlineata (Colorado potato beetle)
Lineage: Eukaryota; Metazoa; Arthropoda; Insecta; Coleoptera; Chrysomelidae
Gene: atl
Product: atlastin GTPase
Molecular function (GO): GTP binding; GTPase activity
Source: RefSeq, a predicted model, not a curated record
GUCAUCGUGUUUAUUCUGUACUGUAUUCUGUCAAUAGUGUCAAUGUCGAAUAGCAGGAAAUUUUGUUGAAGAAAAAAUAAGAAAAAGGCCGUUUUAAAGAUGUCGGAAUCGAAGCAAAGUAGACAAUUUGUGAAAAAAGAAUCUUCUACCGAAGAAGAAGAUUAUGAGGACACAAUGAACAAACCACAUGCCGUACCCAUAGUGGUUGCAGAUGUAGAUCAUUCAUUCAAAUUGGAUGAGGAAGCUCUUAGAAAGGUUUUGAUGAGAGACGAGUUGAAGGAUCGCUAUGUUGUAGUAAUAUCCGUAGCUGGUGCUUUUCGCCAUGGAAAAUCAUUUCUGCUCGACUUCUUUUUAAGAUACAUGAGCGCUAAGUAUAUUCUGAAACAAAAUACGUCAGAGUGGAUUGGAUCAGAAGAUGCUCCUUUGGAAGGAUUUUCUUGGAAAGGGGGAUCUGAGAGAGAUACUACUGGUAUUCUUAUGUGGUCAGAAGUGUUUGUAACUGAACUUAUCACUGGUGAAAAGGUUGCAGUGAUACUGCUGGACACCCAAGGAACCUGGGACAGCAAAAGUACGGUGAAAGAAUGUGCCACAAUUUUUGCUCUCAGCACAAUGUUGAGCUCAGUACAAAUUUACAAUUUGUCAAGUAAUAUACAAGAAGACGAUUUACAGCAUUUACAG